This is a messenger RNA of Perca flavescens (yellow perch), 3249 nucleotides long. RefSeq names its product intraflagellar transport 88 homolog (gene ift88). The transcript has 25 exons. Bases 117 to 2597 code for a protein of 826 amino acids. NCBI's taxonomy places the organism in Eukaryota, Metazoa, Chordata, Actinopteri, Perciformes, Percidae. Gene Ontology annotation, cellular component: ciliary basal body; ciliary base; non-motile cilium. The record is from RefSeq and is a predicted model, not a curated record. Gene Ontology annotation, biological process: kidney development; non-motile cilium assembly; intraciliary transport. Gene Ontology annotation, molecular function: kinesin binding.
UGAAUUGUGGGAUUGAAACCGAAAAUCGACAACAAACUGUCUUCGCUGUCACCUCGCGUUGAUAACUGUUUGUAUUUAGUAGCGUUUCGUUACACCACUUUACUGGAAAAAGAGAAAUGGAAAAUGUGCAUCUGGCUGGGGAGGAGGAGGAUCUUUAUUCGGGUUACAACGACUAUAAUCCCACAUUUGACUCCGAGGAGUUGGAAAACGAUGUGGGCUUCCAGCAAGCAGUGAGGACAAGUCAUGGAAGAAGACCUCCAAUGACUGCCAAAUUUCCUGGCACUGCCAUUGGAGCUCGACCUUUAGCUUCUUCCUUUGGAGCUCGGAUCCCUCUGGCCUCUUCAAUGGGCAGACCCAUGACUGGAGCUGUGCAGGAUGGAGCAGCCCGACCAAUGACUGCUGUGAGAGCAGCGGGUUACACUUCCUCCCUGACACGUGGCUCGACCUUUGACCCUCUGGGCCAGUCCAAAGGCCCUGCACCUUCACUUGAAGCAAAGAAUGAGGACACACCUGAGGAGAAGAUUAAGAUACUGGAGAAAAAAGUGAAUGACCUGAUAGAAGAGAGCUGCAUGGCACAGAGCAUUGGAGCCUUACAACUGGCCCUUGAAAAGGCCAAAGAAGCAGGGAGGAAGGAAAGAGCACUGGUGAGACAGAGGGAACAAUCUGGCAAUGCGGACCACAUCAAUUUAGACCUCACCUACUCUGUUUUGCUCAACCUUGCCAACCAGUAUGCGAACAAUGAAAUGUACCCAGAGGCGCUAAACAGCUACCAGGUUAUUGUUAAGAACAAGAUGUUCAGUAAUGCAGGCCGCCUAAAAGUCAACAUGGCUAACAUCUACGUCAAACAGAAGAACUACCCCAAAGCCAUCAAGUUCUACCGAAUGGCACUGGAUCAGAUCUCCAACGCUCACAAGGAAAUGAGGAUCAAGAUCAUGCAGAACAUUGGCGUGGUCUUUGUCCGCAUGGGCCAAUAUUCAGACGCCAUAACAUCUUUUGAGCACAUCAUGAGUGAGAGUCCCAACAUCAAGACAGGCUUCAACCUUAUCCUGUGCUACUAUGCCAUCGGUGACAGGGAGAGAAUGAAAAAGGCCUUUCAGAAGCUCAUCUCUGUUCCUCUGGGCAUUGAUGAUGAAGACAAGUACAUCCCAGCUAAUGAUGACACAGACUCAAGUAUGGUCAUCGAGGCCAUUAAGAACGACAAACUUCACCAGAUGGAAAGAGAUCUAAAAGUCCUGACUGAGAAGUACAUCAUGACCGCUGCCAAACUGAUCGCUCCGGCCAUUGAGACAUCUUUUGCUACUGGAUUUGACUGGUGUGUGGACAUGGUGAAGAAUUCUCAGUAUGUUGAGCUUGCCAACGAUCUAGAGAUAAACAAAGCUAUCACCUACCUCCGACAGAAGGACUUCAACCAGGUUGAGGCAGUGGAGACUCUAAAGACAUUUGAGAAGAAGGACAGCAGAGUGAAGAGUGCUGCAGCCACCAACCUCUCUUUCCUCUACUUCCUGGAGAAGGACUAUGACCAGGCUGACCGAUACGCAGACCUUGCCAUGACUGCUGACCGCUACAACCCGGCAGCACUUAUCAACAAAGGCAACACAGUGUUCGUCAAGCAAGACUAUGAAAAGGCUGCAGAGUUCUACAAAGAAGCACUUAGGAAUGAUUCCUCCUGCACUGAGGCCCUCUACAACCUGGGUCUAACCUAUAAGAAACUGAAUCGUCUCGAGGAGGCUCUGGACUGCUUCCUGAAGCUCCAUGCCAUUCUACGGAACAGUGCCCAAGUCAUGUACCAGCUGGCCAAUCUAUAUGAGCUUCUGGAAGAUCCCCAACAGGCAAUCGAGUGGUUGAUACAGGUCUUGAGUGUAACUCACACCGACCCCCAGGCACUGGCCAAACUGGGGGAGCUUUAUGAUGGCGAGGGGGACAAAUCCCAGGCUUUCCAGUACUACUACGAGUCCUUCAGAUACUUCCCCUCCAACAUCGAUGUCAUCGAGUGGCUUGGGGCUUACUACAUCGAGACACAGUUCUGUGAGAAAGCCAUUCAGUACUUUGAAAGAGCCACACUCAUACAACCAACCCAGGUGAAGUGGCAGUUAAUGGUGGCAAGCUGCUACAGAAGAAGUGGAAACUAUCAGAAGGCUCUGGAAACGUAUAAAGACAUUCACCGCAAGUUUCCAGAAAAUGUGGAAUGCCUGCGUUUCUUGGUGAGGCUGUGUACGGACAUGGGUUUAAAGGAAGUCCAAGAAUACGCCACCAAGCUGAAGAAAGCAGAGAAGAUGAAGGAGAUCAAAGAACAGAGGGUGAAGUCGGGGCGGGAGGGCAGUGCCAGAGGUCGGAGAGAAAGCAGAGAGGGCAGCGCUGGGAGUGCUGACAGCGGCCACAGCAGCAACAGCACUAAGGGAGAGCGGCUGAGCGCCAAGAUGAGGUCACUUCCUGGUUCCAAUGAGCCCUAUGAGGCCAGCAGCCCAAAAGAAAUAGAUGCAUCCUACGUGGACCCACUGGGGCCUCAGAUGGAGAGACCAAAGACUGGAGCCAAGAAGCGCAUGGAGGAUGACGACUUUGCAGAUGAAGAGCUGGGAGACGACCUGCUGCCGGAGUAGCUUUCUCCAAAUUCUGCCUUCACUGCAUUGUUGGGACAUCUGCUCUUUUGUCACCUUUUUGAAAGGCAAUAGCACAAAGCUUCACCACAAAACUAAAACAUUUUAUACUCCACUCUUCAGCAAAAAAACAUCAAUGUUACAGGAUAAAGACUUGAUUUUUCAUGGGCAUCAAUAAGGGUCCAGUACAUCUGUUAUUGUAAUACAGUCACAAUGCAGUUAAAGUGUUGACAUUUUACUUCAAUUUAAAUGUAUUUACAUUCAUAUCCAAUGAAUUGUGUAGAAACUAUAGACCUUUUAGACAUUCUGUUCCUCCCAAGAGUAAGGAAGUUCUUUACUGUUCACAAAAUGUGAACGCCCUAAAACACAAGUGUGCAUUUUAACCUCACUGUCACUUUUUUCAUUUUAACCCCAGUGUUGGGGCACAGAGCCAAAACAAUGAAAAACAUAUUGCUGUCGUAAUAUUUUUGACGGCAAUAUAUGUUUCCAUGUGUGUGAGCUAGGAGCUGCUUUGCAACAGGAUACAAGAAACUUGUGUUUAGUUACUUUUUACAUUUUGUCCUUAUUCCAAAAUGCUUAUUUGUAGUAUAUUUAUUUUUGUUUGUGUUUAUAUUUAAUAAUAAUAAUUAAAAAAGAAACUAUUUUAUCUAUUCAA